AUGCCUGCUCUACCACUCCGCAAAAUCGGUGACUCCUUCGUCAGUCCUGUAGGCUUCGGCCUCAUGGGCAUCGCCCUUGAAGCAGCGUACGGAAAGAUCGAGUCCGAUGAAGAGCGAUUCAAGGUACUCGAUGCUGCAUACGAAGCAGGCUGCAACCACUGGGACACGGCUGACGUGUAUGGCGACUCUGAAGAGCUUAUUGGGAAGUGGCUCAAGCAGUCGGAUAUCCCUCGCAACACUCUGUUCAUCGCUACAAAAUUUGGUAUCACCGCUUCUGGAAUGAUAGGCACGCCAGCGUACAUAAGACAGCAGCUGGAGAGCAGUCUGAAGAAACUCGGCGUUGACUACGUUGAUUUGUAUUAUCAACACAGAACGGACCCCAAUACUCCAAUCGAGGAAACGGUUACCGCGAUGGCGGAGUUGGUGAAGGAAGGCAAGGUGAAGUAUCUCGGACUUUCCGAGGUCUCCGCCUCCACACUAAGGAGAGCACAUGCCGUCCACCCAAUCGCCGCCAUCCAAGUUGAAUACUCCCCCUUAGUUCUCGACAUCGAGUCAUCCCCACCCAACCCCGCGGGCGAUCUUCUCAAAACCGCACGUGAGCUCGGCGUGAAGAUUGUUGCCUACAGCCCCCUUGCAAGGGGUUUGAUCACUGGCCAAGUGACCUCUCCGGACCAAUUUGAAGCAUCCGAUUGCCGCACAAGCAUCUCCAAAUUCUCUGCCGCGAACUUCCCCAAAAUCCUCGCUGUUGUGGAUUCCAUCAAGGCGAUCGCCGAGAAACACAUUGUCCCCAGAACUCCCGCGACAAUACAGCCUUUGAACAACACAAUGCCUGCGUUAGAGGAUGGAGAACGCCCAGCAUCUGCUGGGCAAGUCGCCCUCGCGUGGAUCUUGGCUCAAGGUGACGACUUCUUCGUCAUUCCUGGCACGAAGAAGAUCAGGGAUAAGUAUUUGAACGAGAACAUCCUCGCGUCGUACAUCUCGCUCUCGCCAGCCGAGGUUCAGGAAAUCAGGAAGAUUGCCGAAGAUGCAGAGAAGGGGAUCGAGGGAGAUAGGUUUAUGCCUGGUUGGGCUGGAUUCGCCUACGUCGAUACGCCGUUGCCGAAGUGA
Messenger RNA from Pleurotus ostreatus (oyster mushroom), 1107 nucleotides. RefSeq lists its product as uncharacterized. The transcript has 7 exons. Gene Ontology annotation, cellular component: cytoplasm. The coding region runs from base 1 to 1107 and encodes 368 amino acids. The record is from RefSeq and is a predicted model, not a curated record. Lineage: Eukaryota; Fungi; Basidiomycota; Agaricomycetes; Agaricales; Pleurotaceae.